Molecule: messenger RNA, 834 nt
Organism: Medioppia subpectinata
Lineage: Eukaryota; Metazoa; Arthropoda; Arachnida; Sarcoptiformes; Oppiidae
Source: the annotation of a GenBank genome assembly
AUGGUUUUUUUCUAUGAAUUUGGUACAAAUCUUUUCGGUCUAAGACGUAGAGUGACCAGCGGUCGACGACUUGAUGACAAAGUAGUGGUGAUCACCGGCGCUAACACUGGUAUUGGCAAAGAAACGGCAUAUCUACUGUCAUUACGAGGGGCUAAGAUAUACAUUGGAUGUCGUGAUAUAAAAAAGGGAGAGACAGCUAUUCAGGAGAUCAAAGCCCGUAAUCCGGACUCUAAUCUCACACUAUUUAAAUUAGAUUUAUCGUCAUUAAAAUCGGUCCGAUAUUUCGCUAAUCAAAUUAAAAACACCGAAAAAACUGUUGAUUUACUUAUAAAUAAUGCCGGAGUAAUGGCCUGUCCUCCCAGUGUUAGCGCUGAUGGCUAUGAAUUACAAUUGGCUACAAAUCACCUAGGGCAUUUUCUAUUAACACUGCAUUUACUACCUUUAAUGAAACGGUCUAAAAGUGCACGCAUUGUGAAUGUCUCAUCAUGCGCACACCUCGUCGGCCAAAUUGACCUGGAUAAUAUUAAUUUAAAGCAUAACGCAUAUGACCCGUUUAAAGCGUACGCUCAGAGCAAACUGUGCAAUGUGCUAUUUACCAGAGAACUUGCUAAACGAUUACCCGGGUCAAAUAUUAAUGCCUACGCCCUUCAUCCGGGUAUUAUUGAUACAGAGAUCGCCCGACACGGAAAGCCUGCGAACGGUUUUAUGAAACGUUAUUUGGUUUUAAACGCAUUCAUGGGAUCCCAGACCACACUCUACUGUGCCGUCGAUGAGAGCUUGGAUAACGAGUCCGGAUAUUAUUACGAGUUAAUUAUUUGUCAUUUAAAUAUUUAA